Molecule: messenger RNA, 1494 nt
Organism: Aspergillus lentulus
Lineage: Eukaryota; Fungi; Ascomycota; Eurotiomycetes; Eurotiales; Aspergillaceae
Product: glycoside hydrolase family 1 protein
Biological process (GO): carbohydrate metabolic process
Molecular function (GO): beta-glucosidase activity
Source: RefSeq, a predicted model, not a curated record
AUGCCGUCUCCUACACCUCUUCCCCCUCACUUUACCUGGGGCUUUGCAACAGCCGCUUACCAGAUAGAAGGUGCUGUUGACGAAGACGGAAGAGGACAGUCCAUCUGGGAUACUUUCUGUCAUCUGGAGCCCUCGAGGACCAAGGAUGCCAACGGCGAUGUCGCCUGUGACCACUAUCAUCGGUAUGAGGAGGACUUUGACCUACUCACACGAUAUGGUGCAAAAGAGUACAGAUUCUCUAUUUCCUGGUCGCGUAUAAUCCCUUUGGGAGGUCGAGAGGACCCAGUAAACGAAGCCGGCGUCGCAUUUUACAAUAAGCUCAUUGAUUCGCUGCUAGCGAGAGGCAUCACGCCAUGGGUUACUCUGUAUCAUUGGGACCUGCCGCAGGCGCUGCAAGAUAGAUACGGAGGCUGGUUGAAUGUGGAGGAGUCACAGAGAGAUUUUGAGCGAUACGCAAGGGUCUGCUAUGAGCGGUUCGGUGACCGAGUCAAGAAUUGGAUUACCCUCAACGAGCCAUGGAUUGUGUCCAUUUUUGGAUAUGCAACCGGUGGCAACGCUCCUGGAAGAAGCAGUAUAAAUCCUCAGUCGACUGAGGGUGACACCGCGACUGAGCCUUGGAUUGUUGGAAAAGCACUGAUCAUGAGCCAUGCCCGCGCCGCUGCCUUGUACAACAGAGAGUUCCGGUCCGUCCAAAAAGGCAAGAUUGGGAUUUCGUUAAAUGGAGACUACUAUGAGCCUUGGAACGCCGAAGAUGAGCGGGACCACGCUGCUGCAGAGCGUCGGAUGGAAUUCCACAUUGGCUGGUUCGCCAAUCCUGUCUUUCUGGUACGAGACUACCCAGCCUGCAUGCGAGAGCAACUUGGAGAUCGCCUGCCCGAGUUUUCCCCCUCGGAUUUUGCACUUCUUCGCGAAGCCGAGAGUGAUUUCUACGGGAUGAAUUAUUAUACAUCCCAAUUUGCUCGCCAUCGCGAUCAACCGGUAUCCGAAACGGACUAUAUCGGCAAUGUAGACGAGCUACAGGAGAACAGUGAAGGGACGCCAGUCGGCGAACCAAGUGGUAUCCAUUGGCUUCGCUCGUGCCCGGACAAGUUUCGCAAGCACCUCACGAGAGUGUAUCGCCUAUAUGGAAAGCCAAUCUUCAUCACCGAGAACGGAUGUCCAUGUCCUGGAGAGGACCAGAUGAUAUGUGACGAGUCAGUCAAUGACAUGUAUCGAAUCCGGUAUUUUGAGGAUCAUUUAGAGGCUGUGGGUCUGUCCGUAAAUCAAGACGGUGCUGAUAUCAGAGGCUACUUUGCAUGGUCGUUGCUGGAUAAUUUAGAAUGGUCUGAUGGUUAUGGACCUCGAUUCGGCGUGACGUUCACUGAUUAUCAGACUCUGAAGAGAACUCCCAAGAAAUCUGCCCUGCUGCUAAAACGCAUUUUUGAAGAGCGAAUGGGCAUCAGUGCCAAAGGACAGACCGUGCCAGGCCCUGAAGUGCUCCGAGCGGAGUUGUGA